Molecule: messenger RNA, 1284 nt
Organism: Papaver somniferum (opium poppy)
Lineage: Eukaryota; Viridiplantae; Streptophyta; Magnoliopsida; Ranunculales; Papaveraceae
Exons: 3
Coding region: 1-1284 (427 amino acids)
Source: RefSeq, a predicted model, not a curated record
AUGAAAGAAGAGAUCAAAAAGAUCGAUAAAAAUGGAACAUGGGAACGUGUCGAACGUCCACAUGACAAAGAAAUCAUUGGCGUGAAGUGGGUUCACAAAACCAAAACUAAUCCAGAUGGAUCAAUUCAAAAACCUCAAAAGAAAUGCAGAAUUCAUCAGUUAGAUGUUAAAUCAGCAUUUCUAAAUGGUGAGUUGGAGGAAGAGAUAUAUAUCCAGCAACCACAAAGUUUUGUCAAGCAAGGAGAGAAGAGGAAGAGGAGUCCAAAUGAACCAACACUUUACAUUAAGACUAUAAAUUCGGGUACUCUUAUUGUUUCUAUGUAUGUAGAUGAUCUUAUCUAUACAGGGAACAAUGAAUCUCUACUUCAGGUGUUCAAGGAAGACAUGAUGAAGACAUUCGAGAUGACCGACCUCGGAUUAAUGCACUAUUUUUUCGGACUCGAAAUAAAUCAAGAAGAAGAAGGCAUCUUCAUAUGUCAGAAGAAAUAUAUUGAAAACCUACUAAAAAGGUUCAAGAUGGCUGGAUGCAAGUCUGUAGCAACACCACUGGUACCUAAUGAAAAACUAAGGAAGGAAGAUGGAUCGGCGAAAGCAAAUGCAUCAACCUACAGAAGUAUAAUUGGAAGUUUGCUAUACCUUACGGCAACAAGGCCUGAUAUCAUGUAUGCAACUAGUUUACUGUCAAGAUUUAUGCAAAGUCCAACACAAAUUCAUUAUGGUGCAGCAAAAAGAAUGUUAAGGUAUCUACAAGGUACAAAGGAGUACGGCAUAUGGUACAAGCCAGAAACAGACUCAAAACUAGUUGGGUACACGGAUAGUGACUGGGCUGGUUCAGUGGAUGAUAUGCGAAGCACAUCAGGCAAUGCAUUUUCACUUGGUUCUGGUAUAUUUUCUUGGACUUCUAAAAAGCAAGAAAGAGUCGCGCAAUCAUCAACAGAAGACGAGUAUAUAUCAGCUGCAGAAUCAGCACGCCAAGCUACAUGGCUGAGAAGAAUAUUUGAAGAUUUGGGAGAAAAGAAAAAUCAAGCGACUGAAAUAUAUUGUGACAACAAGUCUGCGAUUGCUAUAUCGAAGAAUCCUGUGUUUCAUAAUCGCACAAAACACAUUCCUAUCAAGCAUCAUUUUAUUCGAGAAGCAACAGCGGACAAAGAAAUUGAGCUCAAGUACUGCAAUACUGGAGAAAAAAUUGCAGACAUAUUUACAAAAUCUUUGGCAAGGCCAAAAUUUGAGUUCCUAAGAAGACUACUGGGAGUUGAUCAAAAGUGUAUCAAGGAGGAGUGUUGA